Trichoderma asperellum CBS 433.97 is the source of this 1998-nucleotide messenger RNA. The record is from RefSeq and is a predicted model, not a curated record. NCBI's taxonomy places the organism in Eukaryota, Fungi, Ascomycota, Sordariomycetes, Hypocreales, Hypocreaceae.
AUGCAGACCAUCCUUUCCAGAGCCGGAACGGCUCCUCGCAGCGGGUGCAAAGCCUGCAGCAAUGCCAUCGACACCCUGGGCAGGCGAGCGACCUCUGCUCGCCGCAAGCCGACCUUCACCGAGCUGUUCACCGCAUGCUAUAGCUCCGUAUUUGCUACGGCGGCUCUGGUAGAUGCUGUCAGGAAGGAUGACCGCAGGAAGGAGCUGGACCGUCAGAUUGAAGAGGUCCGGAAAGAAAUAGCUGACCUUCAAGACUCCCGAAAACCGACUAGCUCCAGCGAUUCGGAGACCCCAGAGCUUAGCCUUCGACAAAUGGACAUACUCUGGCGAAGUUUGAAGGAUAUAUACAGCAAUCGCCCGUACAUGAAAGAGAUUCACCAACCAGCAACUAUUGGGCCGUCUGAUCUCGUUGAAGCUCUAAAGCAUGAGCAUUAUGGUUGCCGCAAUUCCCCUAGGAAGAUCGAUUACGAUAGGCUCGAGCGUGCAAUUAUGCGCGAAGAAUGCGAAAAAGGAAAAUACUACCGGGAACCCCGGAAUCAAGCUCAGCUACUCCGCGAAUCCCUGGGUACAGAACAUCUAGUUCAAAAACUUCUGGAUCGUACCGAUUUUCUCCCUGAAGACCAAUCCGGCCCCUCGCUGCAAAAAGCCAGGAGCCUACUAGAAAAAGGAACCCUAGGCUUAGGUUUUACAUUCCGAUCUAUAGACUCAGCUCGGGCACAGGACAAUACCAUCCAAUUAAACAAACGGCUGAGAUCCUUGGUGGCCUCCUCGAAUCUCAAUAUGAAAGAGAAAGUUGGCAGAAUUUGCUAUAACCUGCUAGUUUCACCACACCCACCAGAUAUUCACACUUACAACACACUGAUUGUUGCGUUCAACAAGUCUGGUCAUCACGCAUUUGCUGAGGCGCUAGUAGCCUCAUUUUUCCAAUACCGACUCCUACAACCCACACCAUCUACCUUUGUCGCCAUCUUAAAUCAUUACAAAUGCACCAAUAACCACGGAAAGUUCCUGAGGGCGCUUUCAUGUAUCACUGGGCUCGACAACCGGACAGGUGCAAAAGUUCGCAGAAGACACGUAUCAGAUAUCAAAAUGAGCCCGGCUCUCUUACCUUGGGCUUCAGACUCCAGACGCCGAACUCUCACCGGAGAUUGGAUCUGGGAACAUCUCCCGCUCUCUCAGCCUCUGGUGGAAGAGAUCAUUGGUGGUCUGCUUCACUUCAAGCUAUUCGACCAAGCCGCCGCAUUCUUUCUAUCAUGUAUACAAUCCGGAGUGAACAUUAGCUUGGAUACAGUCAAAUGUUUCUUGGAUGAAUGCAUCAAUGCUCUGGACUGGAGAGCUGUAACCCGACUAACUGGCAACUUGGCACGUUCCGAAACAAUACUUCAGAGGCUACUUAGAGCAGGCAAUGGCGAGGGCACAUCGUAUAUUGCUAGCCGAAUACGAGUCUUGUUAGAUAUAUGUGGUCUUGGAGCCACAGAUCGGCCGCCUUCAAAGUCGCUUUUAGUCAGCUUAAAGGUUUCCGGGCCUUCUUUUGCAAAAUUCCUCAACACCUUGGCCCAGGAGGCACGUUCAUCGCAAGAGCCAUCGGCAUACAGUCGAGAUAUCAGCAGGUCCAAAAGCAGAGUGUUGCAACUGGAGAGUCUUUGGAAAGAAUACGAGUUUGUGAGAAAGACAACUAUUUCUAUCGAAAGCAAGCUUCUCUACUCCGAUUUCUCAACUGGGUUUCGAGCUUCAAUGGCGCUCCAAAUUACUCAGGCAGCCUUGGAAAGAAGCGCUCAGCUGAACCGGGAAUUUGGCGAGCUGUCUCCAGCACGGGGUGAAGACGCGGCACAUUUGAAAGAACCGGAAAUCUUUGACUAUGAGAAGGCGGUUGAGCCUCGAAUUACAGAGCCUCGACCUAAGCAAAUGCUACUGGCUUGGUCGACCUGUCUCCCUGGCGAAAGAGGGGUGUUUCAGAGAACAGCUAUACAUGAUGUGAAGAUGAUGAGGACGGGAUGA